Molecule: messenger RNA, 2230 nt
Organism: Daphnia pulex (common water flea)
Lineage: Eukaryota; Metazoa; Arthropoda; Branchiopoda; Diplostraca; Daphniidae
Exons: 3
Coding region: 122-1648 (508 amino acids)
Biological process (GO): SCF-dependent proteasomal ubiquitin-dependent protein catabolic process
Cellular component (GO): SCF ubiquitin ligase complex
Source: RefSeq, a predicted model, not a curated record
UGCUCUUCAGAUGGCAUUCAUCGCUUAGACGCACUGAGUGUCGCGUUGUGUUAGUCAAACGAAUCUUUGAUCAACAUUUUAAUUUUUUAUUUCUCGCAAUUUUUAAUACCAGCAGUAGAAGAUGCCUAAUGUAUCGGCUGUCUUUUCACUUUAUUCACAUUGUCUUUAUACCAUACAAGACAAUUUAGAACAUAUUUAUAGGCCUACUCCCAAAGUUAAAAGUGUCAAUAAGCGAAGGAAAUUGGAGACGGGUAGUUCAUGUUCCAUCUCAGAAACAACUGAAGAAGGCGAAUCCGACAACAAUCCGUUUCACAAAAUACCUACCGUUUUGUUGGAGGAGAUCAUCUGUUCAUUCCCUCAAGAAAAGAAAUUGAAAAAUUUCAACAUUGGGUUUCUCAUUACCCCCGAGCUUCGAAAAUUAAUUAUUCCCAAUUUGUGUCGCUAUAGCAACCAGAAUGAGCAAUACCUGAAUUUCAGAAAACUUGAAAAACUGCAAGUGUUAGUCAUGAAAAAAACAAAUGCGGGAGACUCUUGUUUAAAAAUCAUAGGGAAGUGGUGUAAAAAUUUAAGGGUAUUGGAUGUAAAUUAUUGCUCCAGAGUGACGGACACUGGCAUCGAAUGGUUAAUUCUCCAAUCAAGUGAGUUGCGCAACACACUUCAACAGUUGUUGAUUUCCUGUCGUUCCGUGACGAAAAAAGGAACCAAAAUGGCUCUACAGCAUUUUCCAGCCUUACAGGUCAUCGAAAAUCGAAAUAUCUUUGAUGUUUUAGUAGAAGUGGUUAAGUCAGCGGCGAGAAUUCAACCCCAACCCCAAAUUGUAAAAUUCCCUUUCUUUCGACUAAGAAUCCGUCCUCUUGGUUUAUAUAGAAAAGGUGAUCUUGGGUUAGUACUAGGAUGUUGCCCUGGGCUUCUCGAUCUCACUAUUGUUGUUAAGAAGGGAUUAACAGACUCUGAUUUGUUUUGCUUAACGAAUUUGAAGAAUCUUCGAUUACUCAUCAUGACAGGGCUCAAACGCUCUAGAGGAGAUGAAAUCACCUUCGACAUGGGCAUUGCUCCAUCGCUUAAGGUGAUCGGAAAUUCAUUAAAAGUUCUCAACCUUCCGUACUUUGAAGUUGACAUUUGGACCAUUGUCAAAUAUUGUCCCAAUUUAAUCUCACUAAUUUUCCAAAAGCAUUGCGAAAGUUUAAGUGCCUUGUCUGAAAACGAGGUAAUUCAAUUGCGGAAAGAAAAAGGGCGAGUUAUUUUUGAGGAUCUUCAGUUUCUAGAUUGCGGCUUCAACCUUUCAAAUGACAUUCUAUUUGCUUUGUUAUCUUGUCCUUUACUAGAGGAAGUUGAUAUAUCAGAUUGUAACGCACUCACCGACGAUUUUUUACAAGAAGCCAUGAAAAUUGGCAUCUUUAAAAAUCUUCAGGUACUAUAUUUAACAGCCUGUAAUUUAGUGACAAAGCAGGGAUUAGACGCACUACUGAUCAAUGACGGCAAUCCUCUUGCAGAAAUAAUUUUCUCUUAUUGUGAAAAAGUAACCAAAGAUAAUGUUUAUGAUUGGUAUAAAAUCGCCCAUCUUUACAAUUGGGAAUUGAUUUUAGAGUUUGAGAAUUUGGAUACUGAACGUAUAACUUAUGCAAGUUAUAGCAACGCUAACUAUUAACGCUAAAGAUUUGUGUUCUUAGUUACUGAAAAAUGCAGAGCAGCGAACUUGCUUUUACGUCAUUUAUUGAAUUUCUUGUGUUCUGGAGAAAUAUAAAGAUGACAUGAAAACAUUUCUGUGAUGUUUAUCUCAAAUUCCCUUUUACGUCAUAUUGCCCCAAUUUUCAAACAUAAUAAGUAAAUAAAUUCAUUGUGGUAAGGCAUAGUAAUUUACAAGCAUUUGCCUAGAAGCUGAUUGUCGUGAAGAGAUAUCUUAUUAGUGGCCAACUUAAUUAUUUCAGUUCAAAUUUUUAAAUAACUACACAAUUUAUUUAUUCGUUCACUUCUAAUUAUGGCAUAGUGCUUUAUUCACACUGUCGUCGAUGCCAUAAAUCUAGAUUAAACAUUAUAAUGGGGAAAAAAAUCUUAAUUUUUGCGUAUGUUUGCAAGUGAGCUGAACGCUGAAUGCUGGUUUGUAUUCCGUCUGCGCAUAUAGCCUGGUUUAUCUGCCGGCUUGAAUAGUUUCCCUCAUAUAUUUAACAUCUGCGACGUAGCGCGGAAUAGCCACCAACAGCAAAGAUGACUCAGGGAGAACAACAUAAUA